AUGUACACCAUGUCGCUGUCAACACUUCAGCCGCUUUGCUACUGGACAAUCACACCGCUAUUCGCUAUUGCUACGUUCUUCAACGCAGGGCUCCAAGCUAUCCUAUAUGUGUUCCUCAAAUAUGGUGCCGGCUUGCACAUCAUAAAAGUGCAAACCGAGCACCCUGAUUACAUCACUCAACUCCUCAAGGGGCUUUUCGCCAUCGAGAUCUACUACAUCUGGAUGCACUUCCAUCUCAAGAUGGGCUUCCUGCUCUUUUACAUGCGUCUCUCUCACGUUCAAUCUUUCCGCAUCCUUAUUUACAUGGCAAUGGUGUGCAACGCUCUUUCAAAAUACCCCGACACCAUCUGCCUGAACAGCUCAGUCACUUACUUUGUCCCCUACUCCCUUAUGCUGUCGUUGGACAUUGCCAUCUUCAUCAUUCCAAUUCAUACAGUCUGGAAGCUGCAGAUGACCCUGCGCCGGAAACUCCAAGUGCUUAGUGUCAUCUGCACCGGUGGUGCCGCCGUCCUCGUCUCCGCGCUCCGUCUUGUGGUACUGCUCGAAUUCUCCAGAAGUCCCGAUUUCACUUGGACACUGGGCAAGAUGAUCAUCAUCUCCUCCUUCGAGAUCAAUGUUGCUAUCAUCGCGUCCAACAUGCCUUCCAUGAAAGCUCUCUGGACCAGCUGGCGGGAUGGAACAUUGAGCUCACAGCAAUCAAAAUAUUCCCAGCACCACCAGCUCUCCGAUAUUCCAUCGAGCGGACAGCAAUCACGGUCGGCAUCAAAGAAUCGAGUAACGAAGGACAGGGCAGUUGUCACUCACUCGCCGCAUUAG
Lasiodiplodia theobromae is the source of this 816-nucleotide messenger RNA. Its product is annotated as Integral membrane protein. The coding region runs from base 1 to 816 and encodes 271 amino acids. NCBI's taxonomy places the organism in Eukaryota, Fungi, Ascomycota, Dothideomycetes, Botryosphaeriales, Botryosphaeriaceae. The record is from RefSeq and is a predicted model, not a curated record. The transcript is spliced from 6 exons.